CAGUUCCUGUCAAAAACAAUGACAAAGCAGGGCCAUUUCCUAAGGGCGACUUCUAGAUCCGAUCACUCUCAACGCUGCCAAAAACUCGGCAUCCCAUUUCACAGGGAUAUGGAUGAAUUUCUGGAAUCGGAGAAUGAAGUGGUAUUGAUAUGCACUUCAAUCCUCUCUCUAUCACAAGUUAUCAAUUCUAUGCCUCUCCGUUAAGGAAUAUCCCAGAAAUCUUCUUCUGCAGGUGCUUCCCGAGGAUUCAGACGUGCUUUGUACGCACCCAAUGUUUGGACCCGAAAGUGGGAAAAAUGGUUGGCAAGAUCUGACGUUUAUGUACGACAAAGUUCGAAUAAGAGACGAAGCUCUGUGUUCCAGUUUCAUAAAUAUCUUUUCUAGUGAGGGUUGCAGGAUGCUGGAAAUGGGCUGCGAAGAGCACGACGAAUUGGCUGCUCGCACUCAGUUUCUUACUCACACUAUUGGAAGGAUCCUAUCAGAAAUGGUGGUUGAGCCAACACCCUUGGACACAAAGGGGUUUCAGAAGCUUGUUCAAGUGAAGGAGGGAACUGUAAAAGACAGUUUUGACCUGUUUAGCGGAUUAUUCAUUCAUAAUAGGUUCGCCAGGCAACAGAUGCAGAUUUUAGAAGAAGCUUUUGAGAAGACUAAACAGAAGCUGCAAGAGAGGCUGGAUAACACACGGUGAUAGAAUUUAACUGUUCUCUUUUUCUCUUUUUUUUUUAUUUUUCACGUUUUUAUCUUCCCGUUGGGGUGGUGUAAAACAGGCACAAUCUAAUUCCACAAAAAGUAGGGUCUGGCAAGGAUUGUGUACGUAGAACUUACUUCUACUUGG
Messenger RNA from Cuscuta campestris, 835 nucleotides. Lineage: Eukaryota; Viridiplantae; Streptophyta; Magnoliopsida; Solanales; Convolvulaceae. The record is from the annotation of a GenBank genome assembly.